UAAAGAUUUGCAUCAUUGAUGUUUCAAUUUUGGUUCUGUGAAUUUGAAUUGCAUUUGCAGAUGGUUUUUCAUAUUUGUUUAUGCAUGCAUGCAUUUGAUGAAUGAGUGUGGCAUGAAAUGGUCUGAUCAUUGUUACUACUUAAAAAAGGGUGAAGAUUAUUAAGUACGGAGCAAAAAGAUAGAGAAUUUGAAGCAACUUUUGAACGAGAGACGGAUAAUACUUGAAUGGCAAUGCUGCUCAAAAAAUCUUAAUUCAUGAUUUUCCUAAUUGACAGCCUUGAGGGUUUAAAUUGUAGCCAUGUUUCUUGAAUUCCUUCUUACUUGAUUUUGCUGUCAAUAGUUGGAAUGCAUGUCUUCUGAUGUUUCCUUAAUUGCUUGCACAUCUUCUCCUUUUCCACUUGAUUACAUGUACUACUAUAUUCCAUUUACUUGUGUAUAUGCUGUCAUAACUCAUAAGUAUAUGGUCACAAACGCAGAUAUGAUUUUUUUUUGGUUCUUUACAACAUGAGAGUAAAAAUUUUACUUGUCUUAAUGAUUCAGUUCCACUCUUUCUGGUUUUUUUUUUUUUUAAUAAUAUUUUGCAUAUUCUCGAAUCUUUCUGACAUUAAAAUAGGGUUGGAAUCUAGCAGAUGACAAGGCCUGCUUUAAACUAUUUGGUGGGCAUAUUCUUAAUUCUUUCCUCUUGAAGUACCAUGUUCUCAUGAGAAAUUCAAAGUUAACACCCAGUGCGAUAGCAAAUUUUCUGUAUACUCUGUAAUAACAACAAUAACAUGUUCAAACUCAAUUUGCCUCUUGCUAUUACUUGAUCAUAUGACCAAGUUUUUGCAAUUUCUUUUGGUUGCACUAGCAGCACUACACUGUUACUGGAAACAACAUAAGCAUGAGUAGAGUUCAAAAGGUGAACAGGAAUGAUGAAUGCUCUGUUAUUGGAGACAAAGGUGAGAUCAGCUUUAUCGAUUUUGAGCUUGAUGGUCCUGUUUGCUCUGAUGACCAAAAUGAAGAGGAUCCAGUGAUAAUCUCAACUCCUUUUCCCUUUACCCGAGGGAAGCCUCGGUCUGCUUUUGUUGGGGAGACUUCUUAUGAUGCAGUCACUAUAACUAAUACAACUAGAGAGCCUGUGCCACUUUGGGGAGUGAAAAUUUUUGGUUCAAACCCUGCAGACUCGUUCACUAUAUCACUGCUGAAACCACCUUCAAUGGAUUCUGAUGAUGAAUACAUUAAAAGGUUUCUGGAGGGAUUUUCUCUUGAAGAUAGAACCCUUCAGCCAGAAAAAACGCUCACCAUUUGGUUAUCUUGCAAACCUAAAGACAUUGGAUUGCACACAAGUAUAGUGCAUUUUGAUGUAGGGGAUGAAAGGAUAGAGCGUGUGAUAUUUCUCUUGGCUGAGGACAAGGUUUCCCAGUCUCUGGCUUCAAGGAAGUCAUAUGCAAAAUAUCAAAGAAAUAGACAAUCUACUUCUGAAACAUUUGCUAGAUAUCCUGCAAAGAGAUCCAGCAGAGGGUGGAAAUAUAAGCUUCGUCAGUUUGAAAUGCCAGAAGGAACUAGGAAGUUAUUAGAAGAUAAGCAAAUCCCUGCAGUUAUAUUAGAAAACUUAACGAAGGAGAAUUAUGCUUCUUAUUUCGGCACCUUACUAUACAUGGAAGAGCUACAUUUGGAGAAAGAAAUGAGGAAUUACGACAUGCGGACUGUGGAACUGAGACGAAGGAAGGGUAACUUAAUGGCUAUUGAGGUCCCUGGGCUGGCAGAGAGAAGGCCUUCACUUGUACAUGGUGACUUUGUAUUUGUUGGGCCAGCCUACCAGCAGAGAAAUGGUCUUAAUUUCCAGUAUCAGGGUUCCAUCUACCGGAUUGAGGCUGAUGAAGUUCUUUUGAAGUUUGGCAAGGACUUUCACAUGCAAAAUCACCCAGGGAGUUUUUAUAAUAUUUGGUUUACUUUCAAUAGGAUAAACCUGCAGAGAUUACAUCAAGCAGUUGAAUCUGCACAAUACCUGGACAUAGAUUUCCUGUUCCCCUCCCAACUUAAAGAACAGUCAAGUAAUGGGAUGCCAGUCACGCCUUUUACAAGUCUCAAUCAGCAGCAGCUGCAAGCUGUUGAGAAGAUCCUUAGUUCUGAAGGGGCACCUCCUUAUGUCAUCCAUGGACCUCCAGAAGGUAUAAGUUGUGGUCACUUCUCCCAUAUAUUCUUAGAUGAAGCCGGUCAAGUUUCAGAACCAGAAACCAUGGUACCUAUGUCCAACCUUUGUCAAAGGGAAACUACUGUUGUUCUUGCAGGAGACCCCAAGCAAUUAGGCCCUGUUGUAUUUUCCAGAAAUGCAAUGACUUAUGGCUUGGGAAAAUCUUACUUAGAAAGACUUUUUGAAUGUAACUGCUAUUCACAUGGGGAUCCAAAUUUCAUCACGAAAUUAGUUAGUAAUUAUAGAUGUCAUCCUGCAAUUCUUCAACUCCCCUCAAAACUAUUCUAUGAAGGGGAGUUGCUUGCAUGCAAAGAAGAUACUUCUUCAGCAAAGUCUUGGCUAGGUAUUCUUCCUCGUGGAGAGUUUCCUAUUCUCUUUGUUGGCAUUCAGGGAUGUGAUGAGAGAGAAGGGUACAACCCCUCAUGGUUUAACAGGAUUGAGGCAAGCAAGGUGGUUAACUUGAUCAUAAAGCUGAGAGCCUUGCCAGAUCUAAGAGAAGGAGACAUUGGUGUAAUAACACCUUACCGUCAACAAGUGGUUAAGAUUAUCAAUGUACUUGAAUCAGAAGAUAUAUUUGGCAUUAAAGUUGGGAGUGUUGAGCAGUUUCAGGGACAAGAGAAAGAAGUUAUAAUUAUCUCUACAGUCCGGUCAACUAGCAGACACAACGAGCAUGAUAAAACGUUCAGCCUUGGAUUCCUUAGUAAUCCUAGAAGGUUUAAUGUUGCACUUACACGUGCAAAAUCAUUGCUUGUCAUAGUGGGCAAUCCACACAUUAUCAGUAAGGAUUUUUAUUGGCAUAAGCUUUUGUGGUAUUGCAAGGACAAUAAUUCCUACCAAGGUUGUCCUUUGUCUGAAAGAGAACUUGAUAUGGUGGAAGACCUAGAGCCAGAGCACUGAAUCAGAGUUUGUGGGCUCAUAUUAUGAACAAGCAAUCCUCUAUAUCCAACAGGUUUCACAUAUGAUUUCAUUGAACUCAAUAAAACAGCAUGUGGAUUUAAGGACUCCCUCAGCCAGAUUUUCAAGACCUUUUACUUCAUUCUCUCUCGCUCAGCAUGUGUAUUACUGAUUAAUAUAUGGUUUUGGAGACCAUGAAAGUCUCGGGUCAUGAGUUUGUAUUUACAUCCUAGUCCAACAUUGAUAAUUCAAGGUUGUAUUUUUGAAGUUUUUCUGCUUUCUGCUACUGCUUCUUGUCACACCUCCUGUUAAAAGUACUGCAAGCGUUGACAGCGGCCAAAGCAAGUGCUGUAAAUUGAUCAGUUUUACUCUCAA
This is a messenger RNA of Coffea arabica (coffee), 3442 nucleotides long. The record is from RefSeq and is a predicted model, not a curated record. Lineage: Eukaryota; Viridiplantae; Streptophyta; Magnoliopsida; Gentianales; Rubiaceae.